Molecule: messenger RNA, 433 nt
Organism: Funneliformis mosseae
Lineage: Eukaryota; Fungi; Glomeromycota; Glomeromycetes; Glomerales; Glomeraceae
Source: the annotation of a GenBank genome assembly
AUGGGUAGUCAAUCCUCCAAGUCUGAUGAUCAAAAAGCAAAAACAGCUACUAGUGUUGGAAUUGGCGUUGGUCUCGUGAUAACCAGUGUCAUUUGUCCUCCUUUAGGAGCAGCAGCUACGUUUUCCACCCUUGGCACGGGAAUAGGAAUGAAAGUAGUUGGAAGUUUGGCAGAUGAGGAGGGUUUAGAAGAAGCAGGAGAUGUUUUUAUUUUAGGAGCAGAAAUAGGAGGAAUAGGAAACACAACAACCCGAGCUGUCCAAGGAUCACAUGCUCCAUGCGGUGGUUGUAAAAGUCUUCCCAAAAAAACAAACAGUCUUGGCAAGAAUGUUAUCAGAAAACUAAAGCUUCUCGGAAAGAACCUCGCUGUACUAAUUGUCAUUUGUUCACAAAAAAUCAGCGAAGAAAGAAAUAAAACCAAUGUAGCUAUAACAU